CCGCGUCUCACUCGCUCUCUCUCACACACACACUUGUGGCACACACGCACUCGCUCUCAGGCGCGCGCCAGGAACCAUGAGUUACUCCAGCGAGGUCUACAGCAGCAGCAGCUCCUACAGGAAGAUCUUUGGAGACGCGCCGCGCUCCGGGAGAGUGGCUCUGGGCAGCAGCCCGUCCCGUCCGCGCUCCUCUGCGGGCUACCGCAGCAGCCACCGCGCCUACGCCUCCCCCGCCAUGGUCGUCUCCUCCAGCGGCUACCGGCGGAGCGCGGCGCCCGGCCGCGUCUUCUCCGCGCAGGAGCCCAUGCUGGACCUGAGCCAGUCCACCGCGGUCACCAACGAACUCAAGAUCAUCCGCACGAACGAGAAGGAGCAGCUGCAGGGGCUCAAUGACCGCUUCGUCUCCUUCAUCGAGAAGGUCCACAACUUGGAGCAGCAGAAUCGCGUCCUGGAGGCGGAGGUGACGCUGCUGCGGCAGCGCCACAGCGAGCCGUCGCGCCUGCACGAGCUCUACGAGCAGGAGAUCCGCGAGCUGCGCGCGCGCGUGGAGGAGCUGAGCCACGAGAAGAGCCAGAUGCACGUGGACUGCGUGCAGAUGCGCGAGGCGCUGGAGCGCGUGCGGGAGAGGCUGGAGGAGGAGGCCCGGCUGCGGGAGGAGGCGGAGAACGCGCUCAAGGGCUACAGGAAGGACGUGGACGACGCCACUCUGGCGCGCCUGGAGCUGGAGAAGAAAGUGGAGUCGCUGCUGGACGAGAUCGCCUUCCUCAGGAAAGUUCAUGAGGAGGAGCUGCAGGAGCUGCAGGCCUCCCUGCAGGCCACGCAGGUAUCAGUGGAGAUGGACAUGAGCAAACCGGAUCUGGCCGCCGCUCUGAAGGACAUCCGGGCCCAGUAUGAAAACCUGUCCUGCAGGAACCAGGCCCAGGCAGAGGAGUGGUACCGCUCCAAGUUUGCGACGGUGACCGAGGCUGCUGCACGCAACCAGGACGCCAUCAAGCAUUCCAAGGAGGAGCUGAGCGAGUACCGCCGACAGGUGCAGGCCCGCACCUUGGAAAUCGAGGCCCUCAGGGGCCACAACGAAGCUCUGGAGCGGCAGAUCGCUGAGAUGGAAGAUCGUCAUAACAAUGAGAUUGGAGACAUGCAGGACACGAUCCAGGAGCUGGAGGCUGCGCUGCGGAGCACCAAAGGGGAAAUGUCCCGUCACCUGCGUGAAUACCAGGAUCUCCUGAAUGUCAAGAUGGCGCUGGACAUAGAGAUCGCUGCCUACAGGAAGCUGCUGGAAGGUGAGGAGUGCCGUCUCAGCUCCGUCGGAGGCGCCAUGGUCCAGUCGGGUUACCCCGGCUUCUCCUACAUGUCGGCUCGCUCCUACACCGUGGGAGCCUACAGGAAGUCCAGCGCCAAGCCAGAGGAGGAAGAGGACGAGGAGGCAGAGGAAGAGGAGAAGGAAGAAGAGGAGGACGGAGAGGAGAACGAGGAGGAGGAAGGAGAAGAGGGAGAAGGAGGAGAGAACGGAGAAGGUGAAGGUGAGGAGGAGGAGGAGGAGGAAGAGGAGGAGGAGGAGAAGCCAAAGGAGAAGGAGGAGAAGAAAAAGGAAAGUCCCACCGGCAAGCCCAGCAAGAGUUAAACAGCCGGCGUGUCACGUACAUGAUCCUCCUCUUCGGUCACACACACAGAGAACGCACACACAUACACCAGCAUGAUGCCACAAAGUUUCGCUUUGAGUUUUCCUUAGAAGAGCAACAACAAACGUGCCAUUAAUAACCACGACUUGUUAGCACACUGACUCUGAGAAGAAGAAGAAAUGCACAGUUCUGGGGAGAACAGCCAGGCCAACUUUUACGGUGCUAUAUGAUUUUUACAUUUAAAAGUUGGGGAGUUGAAAGACCUCAUCACAGCACUUUCCACCCGUCUCUCCUUCACCCACUCUGCCUUCCAUCCAUCCGUCAUCCCACCGCAACGAAAUGAAAUGUACGCUGCUUCUCCUUCUGUCGUCGCUGUGCAGCAAUAAGAAGCUCUGAGAAACUGUAUAUAAAUAUAUGAUUGUAGAGUUGUCUGAGGUUUUUUUUCUUUCGGAAUGAUAGAGGAGUUUAUUCUGCACCUUUCUUUCCAUUCAGGAAUGGAUUUGUGUUUCGCUACUAUUCUUUAAUGUCACUUAUCUCCCUUCGAUAGGUUCAUUUGUCAAACGUUUAACCAGCCUGUUUACCUACAGCCGUUCCAACAAACAAUCCAGCCACAAUAAAAACUGACUUCAAUUCAAGUAGAGAUGGGGAACAAGAGCGUGUUCUGAGGAGGAGUGGCCAGCUGAGCUUGACACUGAUGGCUGGCUGUAACUGGCAGAUGCUUUCCUGGGUCAUGGUUGUCCAUCGAAGGGCUAUCUGCCCCAUAACCUCCCUGCGACCUCCCACCCUGACCUUUAAAGCGUCACGAUGCAUCGCCUCACGUCCUUCAGCCUCUCUCCUGUUUGACAAAUGAACCGAUCGACGGAGUGACCGCAUGGCCUGACCUUCAGAGCUUGACUAUCUGUGAAUGGAUUCUGUUCUGCUUGUCGUGUGAUUUGAAAAUGCCUUAACCAUCGCUGAAGUAAUAAAGUUUGACGGCAACGACACGUGUUCACCUGCAUCUCACUGGUUCCUGUUGAGGCGGAGGAGAGUUGCACCUUCCAAAACGGAUCUGCUAAACUACUACUGUGACUGCUGCUCUCUCAUGCAGUGAUGUUCCUCUCAAAGCCAAAUAAAGACAUUU
Molecule: messenger RNA, 2739 nt
Organism: Synchiropus splendidus (mandarinfish)
Lineage: Eukaryota; Metazoa; Chordata; Actinopteri; Syngnathiformes; Callionymidae
Gene: neff1
Exons: 4
Coding region: 77-1621 (514 amino acids)
Cellular component (GO): intermediate filament
Source: RefSeq, a predicted model, not a curated record